Penicillium subrubescens is the source of this 252-nucleotide messenger RNA. RefSeq lists its product as uncharacterized. NCBI's taxonomy places the organism in Eukaryota, Fungi, Ascomycota, Eurotiomycetes, Eurotiales, Aspergillaceae. Bases 1 to 252 code for a protein of 83 amino acids. The transcript has 2 exons. The record is from RefSeq and is a predicted model, not a curated record.
AUGACACGAGAUCUCAACCACCUUCAAUACUUCUUCGGCCAGGUCGUUGGCGAUCCUUUACACCGGACUCAGUGCCUGUGGGCCAAAUGUGACAAGAUCGUCUCUAAAGCGUCUCGGACGAAUGCCGCCAUUGUGCUGAUGAUUCAACGGCGAAACCCGGCUGAUUCACUGGAGCACGUUGUUCGUUCGGCGACACGAAGAGUUGUAGGCAAAACUGGAAACGACGCACAGCUUGCACCCGGGACUAUCUAG